CGUGGUUUAGUGAGGGCUAAGUGGAUCAAAGAAUAAAUUGAAUCACUAUAAUUGUGAUAUAGAUUGAUAGAGUACUUGACUUUUUUUCUUUCUUUUUUUUUUACUAAUUAAAUUAUAAGGAAAGGGGUAAUUUUUUUUUUAAAAAAAAAGACCAAUUGAAGGAUAGUAAUUGCAAAAUCACCUACCUGAUAAUGUCCUGUGAACACGAACAUAGUAAUGGUCAUGGCCAUGGCCACGAUCAUGAUCAUGACCACGAUCAUGUUGCACCAAUUCCCACUGGUGCUGCACAAUCAUUAUGGACCAAGAUCGAUCACCCACAUAUCACCGCAUUGAAUAUGGCAAAUCCAGCAGAUGACAUCCGUAGAAUAUUCAAAAAGAAUGACGACAGAUACAGUAUCAAACCUACAAUUAAAUCAGAUUGUGAUGCCCAACUCAUUGUACAUAUCCCAUUUGUAAAUGUUUCAGUCAAAUUGUUUUCUAUUAUCUUGAGAACAAACGGAGAGAGUUACUGUCCUAAGACAAUUAGAUUAUGGAAAAACGAUCAAUCAAUUGAUUUUGAUUUGGCAGUGUCCAAAAAGCCAACAUUUACUAUCGAACAUCCAUUAGUUGGAAUUGCUGAUGACGAUGAUGAUGAACUUCCAGAAAUAAUUGAAUCAGAAACUGAAUUUGUUGAGCAUUUCUUACCAAGACACAUUUUUUCAGGAGUUCAACAUUUGACAAUAUUUAUUGAAGAUGUUCAUGGAGAUGAAGAUGAACUGAGAAUCCAUAGUGUAGAGCUUCGGGGAGAAUUCACAGAAUUAAGUAAGGAUCCAGUAAUUACCUUGUACGAGCUGGCAGCAAAUCCUGCUGAUCAUAAGAACAUGAUGGCUGAAGAAGCUUCUAACUACAGUCAAAUAUAGUACGAAAUAGUUU
Molecule: messenger RNA, 912 nt
Organism: [Candida] anglica
Lineage: Eukaryota; Fungi; Ascomycota; Pichiomycetes; Serinales; Debaryomycetaceae
Source: the annotation of a GenBank genome assembly